This is a messenger RNA of Amphimedon queenslandica, 1690 nucleotides long. RefSeq lists its product as uncharacterized. Lineage: Eukaryota; Metazoa; Porifera; Demospongiae; Haplosclerida; Niphatidae. The record is from RefSeq and is a predicted model, not a curated record. The coding region runs from base 785 to 1690 and encodes 301 amino acids. Gene Ontology annotation, molecular function: N-acetylgalactosamine 4-sulfate 6-O-sulfotransferase activity. Gene Ontology annotation, biological process: hexose biosynthetic process. The transcript has 3 exons.
CUACUAUGUUCAUGUUAAGAAGUGGUUUAGUCUUUUUCCAGAUCAAGCUUCCUUUUUAUUGCUGCAGAAGACUUCUUUGCGUCUCCCCUUAAAGUUGGAGAGAAGGUUUGGGAUUUUCUUGGAGUUUCGAAGCCACCAAAAGUUGAGAACUUGAAUGAUUGGGUUAGCAAAAGGCGAAACUCACAAGUUAAAUUUAAUUAUCGCCAUGAUGCUCACCUCCAAAUGCUGACACGGACAAAAAAUAAACUUAAAAUAUUCUUCAAAAAUUUCAAUGAAAAGCUAGUCCAGUUACUAAAUGAUGAGAAUCACUCAUGGAGCCACUCAUGGCAAGAAUAAUAGUGCAGUUUAAAAUAAAUGCAUUUCAUGCAACUAUACAUGUAUUCACUGCAAAACUAGCAUAUUGUAUGCAUAGUCAUACUUCUUGUCUUGGAGUGUGUACAAUAGUUCUUUCUAUUGUCACCACUUUACAGUAGCCAUUAUAGUAUGGUAUGUAUUCACUGUCAUAGAUUUAUUGCAUCUCAGUAUCAUAUAGACUAUAGCUCUGUACCCUUUAUAAAAAAAUACAAUUGUUGUUAUUCACUAUUCAGCUGUUAUAUAGUCAACUCUACUAUAAAAUGCAAGAUAUGCAUUGUGCUAAGCAGUCUGGCCUGUCUGCAAACAUGACCACCUUUUAUUCAAUACAUUUUAACAUCCAUUAACUCUAUUCAGUAUUUUACAUAUAGUCCCCACAUAUUCAACUUGACUAGAUAUUCUAUACUUGAGGGUAAUAUUGGAGUAUUAAGACAUGGUUCGUGUGUUUCGAUCUUUUAGAGUGUGCUUGCUAUUCUUUUUAAUUUUGACUGUAUUGCUUUAUUUACAGCUUCAAGUAUUGAUCAAGGGAAGAGGAGAAACUGUACCUCGUGUCAGAACAAGACACAAAGCUACACUUGAAGAAGAGAUAAAGGGAAAGCUACAGAAAUGCUUUGAUUCACUCAAUUUAUCCAAAUUUGUCAACAAAGGAAAAGCAUUGGAAGAUGCUAUUAGCUUUAUUAAGUUGCUCAAAACAGUUCUUCCUUCACCAGAGCAGAGCAACAUUAACAGUCAAAGUAUAUGCUGGAAUAUUAGUAUCAAUCUGAUGCUACAUUCUAAUGAUACUCUGUUUGGGAAUAUCAAUUCACACCGCAUUUAUAUCAAUAUCAAUUCUGAUCCUUCAUUUUUUGAUUCCAGACAAUAUUAUGCUGCCAUGUUAAAGAAUGUUAUCCUAAAGCAUAACGGAGUGCACAAAAAAAGACUUUGUAUUCCACGUGUGUUCUUGGCAGGUUUCCCUAAGUCUGGAUCGACAGCACUUGAUCGAAUGUUAACAUAUCACCCUAAAAUAGAACAUGGACUCUCUAAAGAGCCAAGAUGGUGGAUACCACCUUAUCUUCAUCCAAACAUUCACUCAUUUCAACCGACAAUAGAAUAUUUUGUUAAAUAUGUAUUACAACAAUAUAAGCCACCAAAAGCCAAGUACUGGGUGACAAAUCAUGAUUGGGUUAGCAAAGGGGAAAACUCACAACUUUCAUUUGAUUAUCGUCGUGAUGUUCAUCUCCAGAUGUCGACAUGGACAAGAAUUAAACUUAAAAUAUUCUUCAAACAUUUCAAUAAAAAGCUAGUCCAGUUACUAAAUGACAAGAAUCACUCAUGGAGCCACUCAUGGCAAGAAAGAUAA